Molecule: messenger RNA, 1563 nt
Organism: Trichosurus vulpecula (common brushtail)
Lineage: Eukaryota; Metazoa; Chordata; Mammalia; Diprotodontia; Phalangeridae
Product: beta-Ala-His dipeptidase-like
Biological process (GO): proteolysis
Cellular component (GO): cytosol
Molecular function (GO): dipeptidase activity
Source: RefSeq, a predicted model, not a curated record
AUGUUUGCACUGCAGCUAAAGCAGUCCACAGAGGAAAAGUUUCAGCCAAUGAAAGUUGAACAGGAGGCUUCCUCCAUCUUCACAGUGCUUCUCCUUCUUGAGGGAGGGUUGUUCUCCUCUUCCUCUCCUCCCUCCUCCAGAAUGCUAGAGAAUAUCUUAUAGUACAUCGAUCUUCAUCAAAAUGAAUUUAUUCAGUCACUUAAGGAAUGGGUGGCCAUUGAAAGUGAUUCUGUUCAACCCCUGCCUCACUUCAGACAAGAAAUCUUUAAAAUGAUGGAUAUAGCUGCAGAAGAGCUUCGACACUUAGGAGCCACUGUAGAUUCAAUAGACAUGGGAUAUCAACAGCUACCUGAUGGGCAGAACCUUCCAAUACCUCCCAUUCUUCUAGCUGAACUUGGUAAUGACCCGAAGAAACCCACAGUGUGUUUUUAUGGUCACUUGGAUGUGCAGCCUGCCAAAAAAGAGGGUGGGUGGCAUACAGACCCUUUCAUCCUGGUAGAAGUCGAUGGAAAGCUUUAUGGACGAGGAGCAACAGACAACAAAGGACCUGUUUUAGCUUGGAUUAAUUCAGUGGGUACCUUCAGAGCCCUAAACCAAGAUAUCCCGGUGAAUAUUAAAUUCAUCAUUGAAGGAAUGGAAGAAGCAGGUUCAAUUUCAUUAGAUGAGCUGGUCAGAAGAGAAAAAGACCGUUUCUUCUCCAGUGUUGACUAUAUUGUCAUCUCAGACAACUUGUGGAUUAGCAAGAAGCCAGCACUCACCUAUGGAACCCAAGGAAACACAUACUUCAUUGUGGAGGUGAAAUGCAGGGAUCAAGAUUUUCAUUCAGGAACUUUUGGUGGCAUCCUCAAUGAGCCAAUGUCUGAUUUGAUGUCCCUUCUUGGCAGCCUGGUAGAUUCAUCAGGCCGUAUCCUGAUCCCUGGAAUCUACGAUGAUGUGGCUCCCCUUUCAGAAGAGGAAAAGAAGAUGUAUGAAACUAUUGAUUUGAACCUAGAAGAAUAUCGAAAUAGUAGCCAAGUGGAAAAAUUCCUAUUUGACACUAAGGACGAAAUCCUCAUGCACCUGUGGCAUUACCCAUCUCUUUCUAUCCAUGGGAUUGAGGGAGCAUUUGAUGAACCAGGAGAUAAAACAGUCAUACCUGCCGAAGUAAUAGGAAAAUUUUCAAUCCGUUUAGUGCCUCACAUGAAUAUUUCUGUCGUGGAGACAAAGGUAAAAAAGUACCUUGAGGAUAUAUUUUCUCAGUGCAAUAGUUCCAACAAAUUGAAAGUCACCAGGACAUUGGAAGUCCACCCAUGGAUUGCUAAUAUUCACGAUAUUCAGUAUGUGGCUGCAAGACGAGCAAUCAAAACAGUGUUUGGAGUAGAUCCUGAUAGGACACGAGACGGAUCAACUAUUUCAAUUGCUAAAACAUUCCAGGAUAUUAUCCAAAAGAGUGUGAUGAUGCCACCACUAGGAGCUGUUGAUGAUGGAGAACACUCUCAGAAUGAGAAAAUAAACAGGUACAAUUAUAUAGAGAUCCAACUGUUUGCGUCCUUUUUCCUGGAAGUGGCUAAGAUGCACUCAUAA